UUAACUUCUGAACAAUUAUUUGAAAAGACUAACACAAUACAGAUAAUACUUCGUUUUGAUCAUAUGGGUAGAAGCAGAAUCAUCCAUUGUAAAAAUGCAUUACACACAGGUAAAGGGUUUUCCAGAAUUUUGAGGUCAACUUUGGGGGUGCGUAUUAUACACGGGUGCGCAUUAUACACUUGAAAUUACGGUACAUUCACUUUCAAGUUUAUUGGACUUCAAUUUCAAAUUAUACUAGUCAGAAUUUUUUUUUAAAUGCAAUGUUUCAAACUAAACAAUGCAAAUUCAAAUUAUGUUGUCAAAUUCAAUUUUUGAAUGCAAUUAUUCAAUUGUAGAAAUUCAAAUUCAAAUAUAAAUCAUUCAAAUUCAGUUCCUGCUGGCACAUAUUUCAGCCCAUCCAAAACCGCAAAAUAAGUGAUUGGGUGGUACAGUACACUUCUCACAUAGCUUUGGCUGGAACCGAGUAAUAGUGACGAUUAGCCAUCAACUUUGAAGAGCAAAUCAUCAGGCAAAUUAGUAAGUGUUAUAGAGGAAAGCACUGAAAUAUACUAUAACGCUAGACAGCUGUCUGUCUGUCUGUCUGACUGAAAGGGACAAUGCACAUUAAUGAACACCAGUACAAUACUUGUGUAACUAUGCUGAAGUUAGCAUACAGCUAAUUUACAUUCUUAGUCCCUUGGCAGGUGACUUAGAACAUAGACAGGACAUAUCAACAAGUACAGAAAAUCAUUCAAAAAGUCACAAUUUCUCAUGAAAACAGAGUGUAAGAUGCCUAACUUAUGAGUGCAAGUUAUAAAGUUCUUUCAGUACUUUUCAAGUGCUACAGUUUCUAGUUAUUAUUUAUAAAGAAGUAACUUGGAACUGAAAUUGCAGGAAAGUCCCGAUGUGUUGGUGCUCUCCUGCCGCUUGGGGACGAACAAGACGCGCUCUUCGUCCUCUUCAUCCUGGCCUACAUCCACAUCGCUUUCUCUCGCUCGCCCAUCAACUGCUUAGAGGGCGUGAGGGAGCGCUGGCCUCGUGACGGCAUCCUGCGCGUGGAGAUCCAGAGGAACUCCAGCCGGCCGCCCGUCUUCCUGCAGUUCUAUGACUCGGAGGAGGAGGGCGGUGGUGGCGGAGGAGCCAUUGCUGGUCUCAGUCUGGCAGCGCUCCAAGAGGAAGAAGACGACGAAGAUGAGGAGAUGAUGCUGGACAUGAUGGACAACAGCUCAGUGCAGUUUGAGCUGGACCUGGAGCCUCGUCUGAAGCCGUCUCUGAUCGGACGGGCGGGAGUAGUCGAGGGAGGAGCGGGAGGCGGGGCCAACGACAGCCGGGACGUUUCCUUCAGUCACAUCGCCAAAGCCUGGCCGCAGGAGGAGUACAUGGUGGAAUAUUCCCUGGAGUACGGCUUCCUCCGUCUGUCGCAGAGCACGCGGCGGAGACUCAAUAUCCCCGUCAUGGUCGUCACUCUGGAUCCCACCAAGGACGAGUGUUUCGGCGACAGCUUCAGUCGCUUCCUGCUGGACGAGUUUUUAGGUUACGACGACAUUCUGAUGUCCAGCGUCAAGGCGCUGGCGGAGAACGAGGAGAACAAGGGCUUCCUCAGGAACGUGGUCUCCGGAGAACAUUACCGCUUUGUCAGCAUGUGGAUGGCCAGAACCUCCUACCUGGCCGCUUUUGUCAUCAUGGUCAUCUUUACUCUGUCCGUGUCCAUGCUGCUCAGAUAUUCGCACCACCAGAUCUUCGUCUUCAUUGUUGACCUCCUUCAGAUGUUGGAGAUGAACAUGACCAUCGCCUUCCCGGCAGCCCCCCUGCUCACCGUCAUCCUCGCCCUCGUCGGUAUGGAGGCCAUCAUGUCAGAAUUUUUCAACGAUACCACGACGGCCUUUUACAUCAUCCUCAUCGUGUGGUUGGCCGAUCAAUACGACGCCAUCUGCUGUCACACCAACACCAGCAAACGCCACUGGCUGAGGUUCUUCUAUUUGUACCACUUUGCCUUCUACGCAUAUCAUUACCGCUUCAACGGCCAGUACAGCAGCCUGGCGCUCGUGACUUCCUGGCUCUUCAUCCAGCACUCCAUGAUCUACUUCUUCCACCACUACGAGCUGCCCGCCAUCUUGCAACAGAUCCGCAUCCAGGAGAUGCUCCUGCACAACCAGCAGGCGGGGCAGGCCGACCACACGGCGCUGCAGGACAGCCUCAACAACAACAACGCUGCCGGCGGACCUCCGCCGGAGCCCGCCAGAGCCGCCGCUCUCCAGCCGCAGCUCGAGAGUCCGCCGGUCGCUUCCGCCGGCGAGGUGCGCUCGGAGCUCAACUGGGUGGCUCAGACAGCCGCCGUCAUCACAGAAGCGCUGGCGUCCUCCGGCCAAGAGGAGGCGGCAAACGCCGACGGCGGCGAGCUGGCCGACUUCUGGGUGGGAGAAGGAGGGGCGGGCGGCGAGGGGGGAGGGGCUAGUGGAGAAAGAGAACCUUCGGUGGCGGCGGGAAGCGCCGUCACCCUAAUCUGCCCCCCCGCCCAAACAGACUGCAAAGCGCAGCAGCAGAGCUCCUCCCACAUGUCCUGAGGCGACGCGAUGUCGUCGUCCCCCAUCACACAAAGCGGAAGACAAUAGUCCAAAAUAAUCAAUUGGCUGCGCUGAAGAAGGCCUGAUUAAGCGCUUUCGGAAACAAGUCGCGUGACCUCGUCACGUGACCUCGUCACCUAUGUGUAAUCAUGACUUGACGUGCUUUUAGUUUGAAUAAAACACAAAGUUGUUGUUUGCCUUCUGAA
Messenger RNA from Phyllopteryx taeniolatus (common seadragon), 2749 nucleotides. It is a transcript of the gene tmem259, whose product is annotated as transmembrane protein 259. The record is from RefSeq and is a predicted model, not a curated record. Bases 1179 to 2543 code for a protein of 454 amino acids. Gene Ontology annotation, biological process: response to endoplasmic reticulum stress; positive regulation of ERAD pathway. Lineage: Eukaryota; Metazoa; Chordata; Actinopteri; Syngnathiformes; Syngnathidae. The transcript has 11 exons. Gene Ontology annotation, cellular component: endoplasmic reticulum.